This is a messenger RNA of Knipowitschia caucasica, 2463 nucleotides long. The record is from the annotation of a GenBank genome assembly. NCBI's taxonomy places the organism in Eukaryota, Metazoa, Chordata, Actinopteri, Gobiiformes, Gobiidae.
AUGGCCCUGGACUGUUGGUUACUUGCAGUCAGACAAACAACACAAACUCAUGACUCUACGCAUAAACAGGAGAACCUCGCUACUUUCCUGACAUUUCAGCCCCGGUUUGAUUCUUGUUCAACUCGGAGAGAGAGCGGCGACAUGUUUGGGAAGAAGAAAAAAGAGCCAGCAUCGCGAGGCCAAGGCGCUGCAGCUGCCAGACAGAUGGGGCUGUUCAUGGACCCAGAGGAGAUGAUGAAGGGGAUGGAGGAGCACCUGGAGGAAAACCUGGACGACCCGGAUCUGGAGGCAGAACUGGCAGCAAUCACCGGAGGGAAAGCUUUAGCCAGAGGGAGAGCCAAGCCCAAAGGGAAAGCUCCGUUGCCGAUGGAGGACAUCGCUCGAAUGGCGGACGAAUGUUUGAGAGACGUGGAGGACGACGACAGUGAUGACGAUCCGGAAGAUGAUGAAGAUCUGUUGGCAGAGCUUCAGGAAGUGGUGGGUGAAGAGGAUGAAGAAGAAGAGGAGGAGGAGGAAGAGUCGAGUGAAGCCGGGACUCCAAAUACUCCAGCACUGCAGCAGCCUCCUGAAGCUGCUGUGUCCUGUACUGCCCCCCCCGCGGCCCCUGCCUCCCCCAUGGCCCCUGCCCCCCCCGCGGCCCCUGCCUCCUCCGCGGCCCCCGGCUCCCUGCAGCACACUCUGGAGGAACGGCUCUGCAUGUAUCAAACUGCUCUGAGGAACGCCACCGCAGCAGGAGACGCCUCCAAAGUCAGGAGACUCCAGCGAGGGAUCAAGUCCAUCCAGUCUAUGUUGACGGCGGUGAAAAAGGGUCGGCCUGUGAAUGAGGCAGAGAUCCCUCCUCCCGUAGCGACCGGAGCUCCACGGCCAGCUCCACCCGCACCCAGCCCUUCCUCAGACUCAGCCCCAGCCCAGGCCUCUGUUCCCGGGGAAGAGUCUGAGGCCCCGUCCCCCUCUACAGCCGCAUCAGAGACCAGAGCGGAGCCCAGGGCAGAGAGGGAGCAGGCCACUUCAGAACCUACCCACAAUGCAUUGCCAGAGGAAGAGCCAAGCAGUGCUGGAGGAGCAGGAAAUGAAGCCACUCGGACGCUGCUUCUGGACAGACAGAAGGAAUACAAGAUGGCCGCCCUGACAGCAAAGAGACAGGGAGACAAGGAGCAGGCAAUGCAGCUCUUCAGGAUCAGCAAGGGGUUUGAUGGAUUGUUGGAGGCGUUGGGGAGAGGAGAGACAUUGGACCUCAGUAAUCUCCCUCCGUCUCCAGGACACGCACCUGGAGGAAACCCUGCUGUGGAAGAACCUCCUAAAACUACACCACCGACGCCCUCUGCUGCUCCAGUGGCCCCGCCCCCUGCUCCUCCUAAAGACGCUCUGGAAGCUCUGGAGCAAAGAAAAGCCAAGUAUCUGGAAGCUUCGACUCAGGCCAAAGCCAACGGGGACGAACGCAAGGCUCGAAUGCACGACCGCAUCGCUAAGCAAUACCAGAGCGCCAUUCGGGCGCACAAGGCCGGAAAAGCUGUUAAUUUUGACGAGCUCCCAGUUCCUCCGGGUUUCCCUCCGAUCCCAGGACAGAAGCCUCCGGAGGCAGAGCAGGGCCUCGCGGUGGCUCUGGAGCAGGCUCAAAAACUGGCUUCUGCUGAUGUCAACGAAGCAGCAGCAGACGAGGAGGGAGACGAGGGAGACGAGGGGGAGCCAGAGGAGCCUAAAAAGCUGCUUCUGGACCUGCCCCCAGCUCCACAGAAGAAGACUCCAUCACCGGACAGAAGCUCACAGAAGGACAGCCCCUCCCCCACAGGGGCGGAGCAGCUGGUGCUCCUGGAGAACAGGAAGAAGCAGCUCCUGAAGGCGGCGCUUCAGGCCAAACACAAGAACGACCUGGAUCAGGCCAAGACUCUGCUGCGGAGAGCCAAGGGAUUAGAACCCAUGAUCGAAGCAGCACGAGAAGGCAGAGCUGUGGACACGAGUCAGAUCCCGUCUCCUCCCGGCGACGAAGACGACGACUUCAUCAUCGUUCAUCACAGCGACGUCCAGAUCUCAGAGAAGUCAGAGGAAGUUUACACUCAGCUCAUAAAGAUCCUGAAGGACCAGUACGAGAAAUGUAUGAACCACUCACAGCAGUUUACUCACCUCGGCAACGUCACACAGACCAGCAAGUUUGAGAAAAUGGCCGCCAGCUGCAGGAGCGGUCUGGAGGAGCUGAGGCUGAGCCAGAGUCAGGGCCUGCCGCCUCCAAAGCACCACUUUGAGGAGAGAGCCUUCCACACGGCCGGUAUCUUCCCAGAGCUGAGCAGCACAGAGAUGGUGGUCGUUAUUGUCAAAGGGAUCAACUUACCUGCCCCUAGUGGAAUUCAGACCAACGACCUGGACGCAUUUGUCAAGUUUGACUUCCCCUUCCCCAGUGCGGAGCAGCCACAGAGACACAAAACUACUGUGGUCAAGAACACCAACUGUCCAGCUUACAGUCUAUGA